Messenger RNA from Thrips palmi, 2108 nucleotides. RefSeq names its product testicular acid phosphatase homolog. Bases 28 to 1344 code for a protein of 438 amino acids. Lineage: Eukaryota; Metazoa; Arthropoda; Insecta; Thysanoptera; Thripidae. Gene Ontology annotation, biological process: dephosphorylation. The record is from RefSeq and is a predicted model, not a curated record. Gene Ontology annotation, molecular function: phosphatase activity. The transcript is spliced from 7 exons.
GCAGUCCGUGCCCUCUCCUCCGCCGCCAUGUACGCCGCCUCGCUGCUCCUGCUGGCCCUGGCCGCCCUGGCCGCCCCCAACGUCGUGACCGCCGCCGCCUGCAAGAGGGCCAAGAGAGCGGCGCCGAGCGCGGCGGCGGACACCCAGUGCAUCCAGGUCCAAGUGGUGUACCGGCACGGCGCCCGGACCAUCGUGACGCCGACGUACCCCACCGACCCCAACGCCGACCCCAAGCUGUACCAGCCCUAUGGGCUCGGCCAUCUGACCUCGCUGGGCAGGCAGCACGAGUACGUGCUGGGGCAGCUGCUCCGCAGCCGGUACGUCGGCGCCACGGCCUCGGUGGCCAACCUGCUGGACGCUGAGUACGCCUCGGGGGUGCUGACCACCAAGACGUCGGGCGUGGCGCGGACGCAGGAGAGCGCCGCGUCCUGCCUGGCCGGCAUGUGGCCGCCCGCGGCCGGGUCGCGCCAGCGCUGGCACUCCAACAACACCCAGGUCGGCCAGGUGUGGACGCCCAUCGUCUACGACAUCAUCCCCUUCGCCCAGGACAGGGCCAUCGCGGGCACGGCACCGUGCGCGUCGCGCGACCUGGAGUACAACCGCGUCGUCACGAGCGGCGAGUACAGGACGCGCGUACUGCGCGUGCUGGGCGGCGAGGCGAACCUGCGCUACCUGGAGACCAACUCGGGCACCAACUACAACUUCAGCGACCCGGCCUCCGCCGCCUUCGCCUACAACAUCUUUUCCGCCACGCAAUGCCAGGAGCUGCUGGGCCUCACCACCCCGUCCUGGAUCAAGAAGCUGUACCCGGAGCCCCUGCGCGCGGCCAGCACCCUGUACCUCCGCACCCUCAGCUACACGCCCAAGCUCAUGCGCCACUCUUACGGCGACCUGACGAAGUGGCUGAUGAACGCCACCCGCAACUACGAGACGCAGCCCAAGUUCCAGGCGUACUCCGGCCACGACGCCACGGUGUCCGCCGUCAUCCAGAUCUUCGAGCUGGAGCCCCAGGACGACGCGGGCUUCGGCAUCCCGGACUUCAGCGCCUGCGUCAUGAUCGAACUGCACCGGGACCGGCAGGGCCGGCUGGGACUCCGGUUCUUCUACCGGCGGGAGUACGGCGGCAAGGUCAUCACCAUGGUCCCCAAGGGCUGCAACGAGUUCUGUCUGCUGGACGACGUCGAGGAGAUCCUCUCCAACAAGAUGAGCCGCGACGACGAGACCUGCGACGUCCCCGCCGACCACGGCACCACGCUGCGCGAGGUCCACCGGGCCCACAUCCUCGGCCACCACAUCCUGGCCGACCCGACCACCCCGUCCACCCCGACCGAAGAGACGGAUUGACCGACAGCGCGCGCAAACGGCGCCAGCUACACGCGUCCAGCGUACCGAUACUCGCCACCCCAAACACGCAGGGACGCGUGUAACUGCCGCCGCUUACACACUCGCGAACACGCACGGACAGACAGACAGACAGACAGACAGACAGUCAGAAAGUCAGACAGACAACACACUCACACUGCUGCCCAACAAUACUCCAAAAAACAAAACACCUACACCAAAACAAAUCCCAGUUUUACCUAGUGAUGACCAACAUACUAUGAAUGCCCGUCUAAAACCUGUCAACCUGAAUGCCAAUUCAAAAGCGGUGUCUCGGUCUAUUUGACAGUGUGGGAGGGUUCGGCGCGAUAGUGGGCGCGGAUGAUAGCGCCGCUAGUCGCCGAUGUUGGCGCUUCUCUGGCGCGCUCGGCGGCGGGGGGGCGGGCCGGGUGUUUGUCUUGUGAUUUUCGGCGACAGUCCUCGGGCCCCGGCGAUGUUGAAUUUAUCAAAGCCGCCCCCCGCGGGACUCGGAAGUUGUUCCGCGAGGGCAGGAAAGGUCUCCUCCCUCUCCGCCCCCGCAGCGCCCGGCAGAGCACGGCAGCGCCUCCCUAGGCCCACACCUGCAGUGGCCCCGCGCCCUCCUGGUGUGGUGUCGUGUUCCGUCGCGCAGUGGGCCAGCGGAGCGGUGGACGCGGCCAAAACUCUGGACGCGCUUGGAGCUCCAGCGUCGCUACGUAGGGCUCGAAUCGAGCGUGUGACCCCACCUAUGGAUUCCUCGUGCGGAGAGC